AUGAAUAACUCAGGGGAAGACAAGAACGCUGAGGACAAGAACUCUAAGAUGAUGCAACUGCAGAGACUUGAAAAGCAAUCUGAAAAAGGUGAUGAAUAUAAUGGUGCAUCAUAUUACUGUAGCCAUAAUGAUGAUAACAAAGAUGAACACAGUGGUGGCAGAUUUGCUUGUUCUUCUGUCAUUACAAAAAGCAAUGAUGAUGAUGGACGGGACAACCCCAGUGGGGACGAAUUUCUUCCGGCUUUAACUUAUGAUGUUCUGCAUGAUGGUAAGAACAAAGAUAUCGAUUCCAAACAAAUGCUUGAGGUGAAUUCUAUGGAGACUGAGAAUAAUUCUGUGAUUGAAGAUGAGGAAUAUCACAGUAAUGAAGAUUGUAUGGAUGAUAAAGAAAAUUGCAGUGAAACCAGUGAGGAAUAUGAUGAACAUCUAGAAAAGCUAUACAGUCACCCAUCUUACACAAAAGACUUUUUCCAGGCUUUAGAAGGAAUGAAGCAAUCUGCUUUCCUUACUGACCUGACCCUGAUUACUAAAAGUGGCAGUACGUUCCAUGUGCAUUCUCUUGUCUUGGCGGCAGUAAGCUCCCUCAUUGUGCAGUUACUCAACGAGAGGGAUGAGAAGAAACAGAAAGAGAUUAUUUUACACUUGGAUCUUGGAGGAUCUGAUUUGGGGAUAUCUGCAGUGCUAGAAUUUGCCUACACAGGGACCAUCACUGGUCUGAAUACAGAAUCUUUGGGUCAGAUUCAGACUGCCGCUCUUCUUUUAAGAGUUCCUCGAGUUCUGGAACUCUGCAAAGAAAAGGAGAGGCAGAAAGAGAACGGUGAAGAGAAAAUGAAAGAGGGUGGUGAUAGAACCUUUGAUGAAAAGCAGUUGAAUGUCAGCUUGAAGUCCAUCAGGCAACUGUGGGAGGAUCGUGUGGGUUGUGAUGUGGAGGUGGAGGCGGAGGGAAGAAUUUUUCGAGCACAUAAGAUCAUCCUGAGUGCCAGUAGUGACUACUUCCAUGCCAUGUUCCUUAGUGGUAUGCGGGAGAGCCAGCAGUCUGCAGUGUCCUUGUUAAUGAUGGGGGCACAUGAACUGGAGGCCAUCCUUCACUGCUGCUACAGUGGAGAAAUAGUUCUUGACUGGGGCUGCGUCUUUCAACUCACCUCCACCACCCUUCAGUUCCAAUUCCAGCCCACCCUGUCGCUCUGCCUCGGGUUUUUAAAGGAGGAAAUGGAUGCUUACAGGUGCCUGGAUGUUGCUUCAUUUGCUGAAGCUUAUGCAAUGUGUGACUUGCAAGAAAUAGCGGACGACUUUGUCCUUAGGCAUUUUGAGGAUGUAGCAUCCACACUGAAGUUUCAAGACCUGUCAGUGGAAAAGCUGAAGAAAUAUCUUCAUAGUGACUGCCUCUGUGUUGCCUCAGAGCUACCUGUGUUCAAGGCGGUCAUAUCUUGGAUUGAGGCCAAUCCCAGUGAAAGGGUUAAAGAAGCCAGGGAGCUAAUGGGGACUAUCCUGUUUUCUCUCAUGACCUUUACAGAAUUCAAAGAAGUGAAGGUCAUAACCUCAUGGCCACAAGUCAGUGCCAGGGGCCUUUAUGAGUCCCUGUUGGAGGAAUUCUGCUCCAGCACCUGUAAUGCUCAGGCAAAAUUUAGGACCUACUGUCCUAAGGAAGCCUUGGUCCUCGUUGGUGGAGAAAGAAUUACAGAAAACCUUGAUAAGCGCUCACCCUGUAGGGAAAUAUGGUUCAGCAACUCUUUCCGCAACCAUGUGGGGAUAAUGAAAAGAAUUGAAUGGAGGAUGCUGGCAGACUUGCCUGAGAAACCCAGAUUCAGUCAUAAAGUUGGAGCGAUAAAGGGAAAGCUUUACGUAGUUGGUGGGCGUCAUUAUUAUGGAAAGAAUGACACAAUGAAAUGCACCUAUAGGUAUGAUCCAAUACAAAAUACCUGGAAAAGGUUGGCUAAUAUGUGUGAAACAAGGGCUAGCUUUGCCCUUGUGGUUUUGGAUAAAAAAAUUUAUGCCAUUGGUGGAGAAAGAGAUUCUGAAGUCAUUAUAGAGAGUGUAGAGAUGUAUUGCCCCAUCAAAGACUCCUGGAGCUUGGUUCAUCCUUUGGAUCAACCCGUAAGUGACCAUGCUGCCAGCGUAUGGAAUGGAGAGAUUUUCAUCUCAGGUGGCUUUGACCGCAGAUACCAGUGCCUUGCAACCAUGCUACUCUACCACCCAAAUAAAGGGACCACUUACCUUGUGGAUAUGUCCCAGAGGCGGGCCCAGCACUGCAUGGAAGCCUUGCAUGACUACCUGUAUAUAGCCGGAGGAAUCUCAGAUGCUGAUGGACAAUUUUUUGAUCAACUAGCUUGUGAAAUUUAUGAUCCAAGCAAUGGAUUUUGUUGUGCUAUAAUGUCGUUGCCUGUUCCCCAUGUCAGUGCAGCAUCUGCAGUGCUGGAAGGAAAGAUCUAUAUCCUUGGGGGGUAUUGGCAUGAAGACUUUAGUGACACAAAACUGGUGCAUAGGUAUGAUUCCAAAAUACAACGCUGGGAGAGCUUGUGUGGAACACCUGGUCCCAAUACAUAUAUAGCAGCCUGUGUGCUGCCUAUACCUCCUUACCUUAGACAGUGAAAGAAAGUGAAUAGCUGACUGUUGUGAGGUUGUUUUUUCUCUUAGUACAAGCAUGUGCAAGCAUUUACAGUGCCUUUAGC
Molecule: messenger RNA, 2669 nt
Organism: Trichomycterus rosablanca
Lineage: Eukaryota; Metazoa; Chordata; Actinopteri; Siluriformes; Trichomycteridae
Product: kelch-like protein 33
Exons: 4
Coding region: 1-2589 (862 amino acids)
Molecular function (GO): protein binding
Source: RefSeq, a predicted model, not a curated record